AUGAGUACAACAUCAACAGCAGGCACGACCAUCACCGCGCAACAGCUCCAGGGAGUAUUGAGUGACUACACGGUCCGCCUCACUGGAGAUAACAGCACCACUAGGCACGAUGGAAUAGAACCGCCGAAUUCAGUCGAAGCGCCUUCUGUCGACAAUCCGCCAAAUUGGCCGAGAAGCCAUUAUCGAGUACCGGACUAUCGACCUGUAAAUAGAAAUUUAUGUGAUCCAGAGGAGCGGCCAAAGGGCUCGAACGCUGGAGAGUUUGCUUUCCUGACGAUCAUGUUCACUGGCGUAUAUCUCAACUCGGCAGCAGCGAAGAUAUGGGGAAAGACAGGUGGGCCGUACUUUCCUGGGUUGUUUAGGUAUGCAAUUGGGGGCGAAUGGUAG
This is a messenger RNA of Lachnellula hyalina, 387 nucleotides long. RefSeq lists its product as uncharacterized. Bases 1 to 387 code for a protein of 128 amino acids. The transcript has 2 exons. The record is from RefSeq and is a predicted model, not a curated record. NCBI's taxonomy places the organism in Eukaryota, Fungi, Ascomycota, Leotiomycetes, Helotiales, Lachnaceae.